Myotis myotis is the source of this 1511-nucleotide messenger RNA. RefSeq names its product enoyl-CoA hydratase domain containing 2 (gene ECHDC2). Gene Ontology annotation, cellular component: mitochondrion. NCBI's taxonomy places the organism in Eukaryota, Metazoa, Chordata, Mammalia, Chiroptera, Vespertilionidae. Gene Ontology annotation, biological process: fatty acid beta-oxidation. The record is from RefSeq and is a predicted model, not a curated record. The coding region runs from base 94 to 984 and encodes 296 amino acids. Gene Ontology annotation, molecular function: enoyl-CoA hydratase activity. The transcript is spliced from 10 exons.
UGGCGCAGUUGGCGAGGCCUCGCGGCCGACCUGCGAGCCUUGGGCGGGAGGUCAGGUGGAGGGGGAGCCGAGGGCGCCUCCAGCUGCGCCCACAUGCAGCGCGUCCUGGCCAGCGCCCGGCGCCUAGCGCGCCCCUGGAGGCCCCUUCCGGCCCGCAGCUGCGCCUCCGCUGGAGCCGCCCGGGACCCGGAGAUCCAGGUGCGCGCCCUGGAGGGUCCCGACCAAGGAAUCACUGAGAUUCUGAUGAACAGACCGCAUGCCCGAAAUGCCCUGGGACACGUCUUUGUGAGCGAGCUGCUGGGAGCCCUGGCGCGGCUGCGGGACGACCGGCACGUGCGUGUCCUGCUCUUCAGAAGUGGAGUGAAGGGUGUGUUCUGUGCAGGUGCGGACCUGAAGGAGCGGGAGCAGAUGAGUGAGGCAGAAGUGGGGGUCUUUGUCCAGAGGCUCCGAGGCCUAAUGAAUGAGAUUGCAGCCUUCCCUGCACCCACCAUAGCAGCGAUGGAUGGGUACGCCUUGGGUGGAGGCCUGGAACUUGCCCUGGCCUGUGACCUUCGCGUGGCAGCUUCCUCAGCUGUCAUGGGGCUGAUCGAGACCACCCGAGGGCUCCUCCCAGGAGCAGGAGGGACCCAGAGGCUGCCUCGGUGCCUGGGGGUGGCCCUGGCGAAGGAGCUCAUCUUCACAGGCCGACGACUGAGUGGGACACAGGCCCAGGCCCUCGGGCUGGUGAAUCACGCUGUGGCCCAGAAUGAGGAGGGCAACGCUGCCUACCACCGGGCACGAGAACUGGCCCAGGAGAUCCUGCCCCAGGCCCCCAUUGCUGUGCGGCUGGGCAAAGUAGCCAUUGACCGAGGAAUGGAGGUGGACAUUGCAUCAGGGAUGGCCAUUGAAGGGAUGUGCUAUGCCCAGAACAUCCCCACCCAGGACCGGCUAGAGGGCAUGGCAGCCUUCAGGGAGAAACGACCCCCUAGAUUUGUGGGCGAGUGACUCCCAUAUAACCUCAAAGGGAAAUUUGCAGCAUGACUGCCCUCAUUCCCCAUCUCUGGGCUUUAGUUUUCUCACAAGGACAACAAUGGAUAUAAAAUGGCUGAUGUGGUGCCUGGUACUAAGGUGCUGACUUUGCCACCUACCGCUAUCAUCACUAUUCCCCUCCCUGUGUCUAGAACCACUGGGGCACAGUUUGCUUUGGAGAAUGCCUGUCUUUCCCUACUCGAAUGAUAAACUAAGGAUUAAAAUAGAUCCCCCUCUCGCCUUUGUAAUUGUUGGCUCUCAGGCCUGAUCUCUGCCUCUCAGUGAGCAGGUGCUCACCAGAGAUGGCAAGAAGUACUAAGAACCCCCCAGUUGCUGACUAUACAAGAGAGAUCAUCAGGAAACCCUGGUAGAGGAUCAGGUGCCAGGGAUCAGACUGCAGAUUCCAGCUCUCUACGUUACUCACUGUGUGCCUUAGCAUCCUCAUCUGUAAAAUGGAAUUGCUGUGAGGGUUUAAAUAAAUAAAACGCCUCCUGGUCAAUAAA